Camellia sinensis is the source of this 2133-nucleotide messenger RNA. NCBI's taxonomy places the organism in Eukaryota, Viridiplantae, Streptophyta, Magnoliopsida, Ericales, Theaceae. The record is from RefSeq and is a predicted model, not a curated record.
AUGGCUAACUCUUUGUCUGCUGAGCAGCCACUAUGCCAUGCAGACGAGAGCUCCGCCUUGCUGCAAUUCAAGCAAAGCUUUUCAAUUGACAAAUCAACUUCUAGUGAUCCUUCUACUUAUCCGAAGGUUGCAUCAUGGAAGCUUGAAGGAGAUAGUGGCCAUUGCUGCUCAUGGGAUGGCGUUGAAUGCGAUCAGGAGACGGGUCAUGUGAUUGGCCUUGACCUCAGCAACAGUUUCCUCUACGGUUCUAUCAAUUCAAGCAGCAGCCUCUACAGCCUAGUUCACCUUCAGCGACUUAACCUUGCUUAUAAUGACUUCGAUUACUCUUGCAUUCCAUCAGAAAUUGGCCAUCUCUCAGGGCUAACAAGUCUCAACUUUUCCUCCUCUGUAUUUUCCGGUCAAAUCCCUUCGGAAAUCUCAAAAUUGUCCAAAUUGGUUUCCAUUGAUCUUUCUUUCAAUGUAGACUCAUCAAAUGCAGGAGGACUGAAACUUGAAAAGCCUGGUCUGAGAAGCCUACUUCAAAACUUGACUAACCUCAAAGUGCUUCGUCUCAAUGACGUGAGCAUAUCUUCUGAAGUACCUGAUACAUUGGCCAAAUUAACUUCCUUGACAGCUCUCGUUCUUGAAAAUUGUGGGUUGCGUGGCGAGUUUCCAAUAAGCAUAUUUUAUCUGCCAAACCUUCAAAUUCUUGAUGUAAGUUUGAAUGGAUAUCUCACUGGCCAUUUGCCCGAAUUUCAUCCAAGUAGCCCCCUUCAGCAUUUGAUGCUUUCUUAUAACAGCUUUUCGAGGAAGCUACCGGAUUCGAUUGGAAAUCUUAAUUUCCUGAAUCAAUUAAAUUUCUCUGGCUGCUAUUUUCCAGGGUCCCUUCCAGCUUCACUCGGUAAUUUGACCCAACUCAAUUACGUGUCGCUUUCAUCCAACAAGUUUAAUGUAUGGACUCUACAAUUACUUGGUAAGCUAACUGAACUCACUGACUUGGAGCUUAGGGACCUCAAUCUAUACGGUUCGAUCCCAUCAGUUCUUUCAAACCUAACUCAACUUACUUAUUUAGACCUGUCCUCCAAUCACUUAAGUGGUGAAAUAAUAUCUCUUAUAACCAACCUAACCCAUCUAAUUUCGCUAGAUCUUUCAAUAAAUCAAUUGCGAAGCCCAACCCCAAGGUCAUUAUCUGAGCUAAAGAAUCUUGAAACUCUAGAUCUCACUUUCAAUAACCUCAGUGGCUUCGAACUUGAAAUUUUUCUGAUGCUCAAAAAUCUUAUUUUUCUCGAUUUGUCUGGCUUUGAGAAAAAUCCAGAUAUCCUUCCAUGGGAUAAUUUACUCAAGUUAGACCUUUCUUAUAACAGGCUACAAGGACCGCUGCCAAUUCCACCAUUAUCCACUUGCUCUUAUAGUGUCUCACACAGCGGAUUGACAGGAAAACUUCCACCAUUGAUCUGUCAAUUGAGUUCUCUUUAUGUUUUUGAUUUGUCUAAUAACAACUUGACUGGAACUAUUCUUCCAUGUUUGAGUAACUUCAGUGAUUCUUUGAAAGUCCUAAAUCUCAAAGGCAACAACUUUCAGGGUCCCAUUCCUCACUCAUACAAUAGAGGAAACAAAUUGAAGAUGAUUGACUUCAGUGAUAAUAAAUUACAGGGGAAGGUGCCAAGAUCAUUGGCAAGUUGUACCGAGCUUGAGAUUCUUGAUCUCUCAAAUAAUCUGAUUGACAAUGCAUUCCCCUUAUGGUUAGGAGAUCUUACAAAGUUACAGGUUCUCAUCUUGCGAUCCAACAAAUUCUAUGGUGCUAUAGGGAAUCACAAAAUUAAGUUAGAGUUACCAAAUUUGCACAUCAUUGACCUCUCUCAUAAUGGUUUUACCGGCGAUUUGCCAUCAAAAUACUUUCAAAAUUGGAAUGUAGUGAAAUUUUUUGAUGUCGACAAGAUGAAAUAUAUGGACACAAUCAUUAAAGUUCGCACGAACAAUGACAUUUGGGGUGAUGGCUAUUGGUACACAAUGAACAUUACAAACAAAGGUGUAAAUACAGAAUAUCAGGAGAUCCUGAAUGUCUUCACUGUCAUUGAUCUCUCAAGCAACAAAUUUGAAAGGUUGAUUCCAGAAUUUAUUGGUGUUAGUAUAUUAUUAUAUGUUAGUGUUUAG